This is a messenger RNA of Penicillium roqueforti, 1803 nucleotides long. Its product is annotated as CAZyme family GH49. The record is from RefSeq and is a predicted model, not a curated record. Gene Ontology annotation, molecular function: hydrolase activity, hydrolyzing O-glycosyl compounds. The transcript has a single exon. Lineage: Eukaryota; Fungi; Ascomycota; Eurotiomycetes; Eurotiales; Aspergillaceae. The coding region runs from base 1 to 1803 and encodes 600 amino acids.
AUGAUUACUCUCAAAUCUUUUCUACUCCCUGCUAUCGGGCUGCAAACCCUAGCUGGGGCGUUUGUUCUACCCCGAGAAACGGAUUCUACCCCCAAUACACACUGUGGCUCGGAUUUCUGUACCUGGUGGCACGACACGGCCGAGAUAAACACAGCCACUGCUGUCGAAGCAGGCAAUGUCCGGCAAUCUCACCAAUAUCUCGUUCAGGUUGCCGCUGCUGGGUCGAACACCUCAUACGAUUCCUUCGUCUACGAAAGCAUUCCUCGCAAUGGCAACGGAAAAAUCCAGACCCCCGGAGAUACCAGCGACACAUUCAGCGGCGACGAUGGAAUUUCAAUUGAGAUUGAUGCUGGCAUCAAUAUGGCGUGGUCCCAGUUUGAAUAUAGUGAGGAUGUCGAUGUCACCAUUUCCCGCAGAGACGGUCAGGAUGUUGGCAUGGACCUUAUCAUUCGGCCGAGUACCAUUGCGUAUGAACUCAGUUACGCGGACAAUGCAGUGAUCAUCCGUGUCCCUGCUGAUGAAAACGGACGCAAGUUUUCCGUGGAGUUCGGCAACGACCUUUACACCUUCCGGUCUGAUGGAGAAGCUUAUACCACCGACGGAUCAGGGGAAGUCGUUGGGAUUGAACCCAUCAACGCUCUGCUCAUCUUCGCCAGCCCAUUCCUCUCAAGUGAUCUUAUCCCAGCCAGCGAUGGUGCCGACACCGUGGUGAUGACACCUGGUGCAUUCACCGCAAAUGACAUUGGCUCGGCAUCUAUUGUCUACUUCCCGCCCGGCGUGUACUAUAUCGACUCGGACCCUCUGGGUGAAGCUCACAUCAAGCUCGAUCCUAACACCUACUGGGUGUACCUUGCCCCUGGAGCGUAUGUGAAAGGAGGAAUCGAAUACACCACUACAGCCCAGGACUUUUACGCCACAGGCCACGGUGUUUUGUCUGGGGAAAUCUACGUCUACCAAGCAAACGUGGACCAAGGCUACACAGCAGUCAAAGAUGACGUGACUAGUCUUCGAAUGUGGUGGCACCGGAGCGUCACAAGCGGCCAAAUCUGGCACUGUGUCGGACCGACUCUGACUUCGCCCCCGUUCAACACCAUGGAUUUGAUGGAUGGAAGUUCCGACCGAGACGACAUCUCGGUUGAUAUCUACGAUUACAAGCAGGUCGGGGCCUUCUUCAUGCAGACUGAUGGCCCUCAGAUGUACACCAAUGGCAGUGUGCACGAUGUCUUCUACCAUGUGAACGAUGACGCUAUCAAGACGUAUUAUUCUGGAGUCACUGCAUCCCGGCUCACAGUGUGGAAGGCCUUCAACGAUCCGAUCAUCCAGAUGGGCUGGACACCUCGCGAAGUUUCCGGCGUUACCAUCGAUACACUCAAUAUCAUCCACUCACGCUAUCGCAAGAGCGAGAACGGUGUUCCUUCGGCCAUUAUUGGUGCUUCGCCAAACUACGACGGCAGCGACAAUGUUGAUAGCUCCAAGUCAAUCAGCAUGAGCAUUUCCAACGUCUACUGCGAGGGUCCUUGCCCUGGCCUUUUCCGUCUCACUCCUCUGCAGAACUAUAAGAACUUCAGUGUAAAGGGAGUAUCCUUCCCAGAUGGACUGAUCGGUGGCAGUGUCCCCGUCGGAGACACCAUCAUUGCUUCUACAAGUGAUACCACUUACGAUGGAUCGACUAGUCUCUCCAUGGAGCUGGACAUUUCGGGAUGGACCGUCCAAGGGCAAGCAGUGACUGGAGACAAUGCAGACUCUUUGGGUCAAUUCAACAUCAAUAGUGCCUACUCUGGACAGUGGUCAAUUUCUUCUUGA